AUGGAAGCAGUGGAUCCGGCCGGAGAAUUCGCCGCGAACCUUCAUACGCUCGUUUCACACCUUACCGAGCGACACGAUGAUCUCCCCACCCUCCCCACCCUCCCCGCGCCCGAGACUGUCCAAUCUACCAUUGCAUCCCUUCCUGCGACACUCCCCGACGCUGGGCUCGGAACGACCGCGACCGCCUCAUACCUCCUCAAUGACAUCCUCCCUGGAUGCCUCUCGGCGCAGAACGGGCCGAACUACUUUGGCUUCGUUGUGGGCGGAGUGACACCCGCGGCCCAGCUUGCGGACAUCCUCGUUGGAGCUUACGAUGAGAAUGUGCAAGUGACCUUACCGGGCCAAACGGCAGCUACGGCUAUAGAGGCGAGGGUGUUGGAGCUGGUAUUGGAUCUGAUGGGGGUGGAGAGGGCCAAAUUUGGGGGCAGGACGAUAACAACCGGUGCGACGGCUAGUAAUGUGCUUGGUAUGGCAUGCGCAAGAGAAUACCUCUACGCCCACUCACCACAUCUGCCCAAAGACUACUCGUUUGCCCGCUCUGGUCCGCCCUCAUCCCCAAACCUCCCUAGCCCGCCCAUCAUCGUCCUCGCCCUCCACCCACACUUCUCCAUCCUCAAAGCCGCCGCGCUCGUCGGGAUCGGGUCUGGACCCAACGUCGUCCAUCAGAUCCCUUGUCAAGAGGAGGACGAGCUCGCCUUUGAUCUGGCGGCGCUGGAGAAGCGACUGGCAGAGGAGAAGGAGGUAGGAAGGGGUGUGGUGGUGGUGUAUGGCCUAGGGGAGGUGAAUACCGGCGAACUCGGGCGGGACCCACCGCGCGUGGCGGAGCUGUGUAGGACGUAUGGGGCUUGGCUGCAUAUCGAUGCUGCCUUUGGAGGAUUUGCGAGCGUCGUUCCGGAGCUCAGGCACCUCGUGGAGGGCAUGGAUCAGGCUGACUCGCUCACUCUCGACGGUCACAAAUGGCUCAAUGUCCCUUACGAUUGCGGUCUCUUCUACACCAAAUCCGCUCACGCCCUGCCGGGGGUCUUUGCGCCAGUAGAAGCUCCCGCAUACCUCACCGCCAGCUCCACCUCGGCCGGCACAGCUGGUCCGCAGGACGGGCAGGUCAUACAUGAGCAGGUCCCCAGCCCGCUCUACGUCAACAUCGAGAAUUCGAGGCGGUUCAGAGCCCUACCACUGCUGGCUAGUCUGAUGUCGCUUGGGAAGGAUGGGUACAGAGAUCUGAUCCGGCGCAACAUCAAAUUCGCCCAGUCGAUAGCGACCUAUCUCCACAAUUCACCAUUCUACGACCUCCUCAAUACCUACCCUGGCGCCGACGCGGCCAAGCAGGGCAUCAUCCCACUCAAUAUCGUCCUCUUCGCACCCGCCCGGGGUGGUAGCCUGGAAACAGGCGCGGAGUUGGCGAAUGCCAUCAAUGCGACGAGGAGGAUGUAUGUGACGGCGACGAAGUGGAGGGGAAGGGGCGCGGUUAGAUUGGCGGUCAGUAAUUGGCGGACGGGGCUUGGGGGCGAGGAGGAAGUUAAGCGGAUAGUGGGGAUUUUAGAGGAGGUCAUGCGGGAAUCUGGCAAAUCUGGGAUGUAA
Messenger RNA from Dioszegia hungarica, 1578 nucleotides. RefSeq names its product Aromatic-L-amino-acid/L-histidine decarboxylase. NCBI's taxonomy places the organism in Eukaryota, Fungi, Basidiomycota, Tremellomycetes, Tremellales, Bulleribasidiaceae. Gene Ontology annotation, biological process: carboxylic acid metabolic process. The record is from RefSeq and is a predicted model, not a curated record. The transcript has 5 exons. Gene Ontology annotation, molecular function: pyridoxal phosphate binding; carboxy-lyase activity. The coding region runs from base 1 to 1578 and encodes 525 amino acids.